AUGUCUUCGAGCCAAGGUGUAUCCGAGUCUCGCAAAGGCAGGAAGAAGGCAUUACUCAUCGCUGUGAGGUAUGUAAAAGGGAUCAAAAUCCCGCUCCCCCGCACACACUAUGAUGUACAAGAGCUCAAAGAGCUUCUUAUCAGCCAGUAUGGCUACGCUGAAGAUGAUAUUGUAGUGUUGGUGGAUAACUGCAAACUGGACAAAUCGUUUUGGCCUUCCGAAGUCAACAUUUUCAAGAGGAUAGAUUGGCUUGUUGAAGAUCUUGGAGAACACGAUAGGCUGGUAUUCUACUACUCGGGUCACGGCGGACAGACUAUCUGCCACCACGAUAGCGAAGUUGAUGGUUACGAUGAAGCUAUAUAUGAAUAUAAGGGUGGCAAGAUCAUCGACAACGUCUUGAAGCAGCAUCUAGUGAAUCCGGUGUUGAAAGUGAAGGGUUGUCAAUUGUUUGCUCUGUUCGAUUGCUGCCAUUCCGAAACUAUUCUUGACCUCAAGCAUUCUAACUGCUGCUCUCGAUCGCAGUCCUCGGUUGAACCCGUUGUGACCUCCAGCCAGCAAAGCGACGUGGAAACAUCUCCUCUUGAGAAAUGGUUAUGUUUUUCGAAAAAAUAUUGUAUUUCCCUCCCGGUUAGCAUACCGCGGCUGAGCAACAACGUCCUGGCUAUGUCUUCGCGGUCCGUCGUUGGGCUGGCAAAUCGUGCCAUGUUGCAUCUUUACAAUCACGUCACGAGAAUACUGAAGGUCUUUCUCUCGAGCACACCACUUUCUGCCAAUGAAAUUAAUGUACCAGUCGCAUCUUCGAGGCAACCAGUAUCAGUCAAUACUGUCUUUGCUUCCCAGCCUCACUGGCUCACGUCCCCAGAUCGGAGUGCAAUGUCUCCCAUCUCAAUUUACCCAAAUGCUAGAUGCAACGGUCGUUGUACCAUGACUGCAAAAGAAGAGAAUCAAGGUCGUGUUGUAUGCCUGUCGGCAUGUAAAGACGGCGAAGAGGCGCAUGACGAUAAUAUGACAGGUGCAACUUUUACAAAGUUUUUCAUUUCUUCACUGAAGAAGAACUCCAGUAUUUCUUACCGAAAUUUACUUGACGACCUUCGGUCUCAAGUUACCAACCUUGAGGAAAUGAAGUUGGCAGAGAUGCUGAGACGGACUUUUGACCGGUUUUUGGCUCGAAGGAGGCCAUUAGAGAUCACAUCAGAAUGUGAUGAUUUAAUUAAUCGGAAAGGCUCAACUCAAGAACCUCGAAUUACAAGUAAUUGUCCGUUCGAUUGGGACAAGAAAGUUUCAAUAUAG
This is a messenger RNA of Suillus bovinus, 1290 nucleotides long. RefSeq names its product peptidase C14, caspase domain-containing protein. The coding region runs from base 1 to 1290 and encodes 429 amino acids. The transcript has 16 exons. Gene Ontology annotation, biological process: proteolysis. The record is from RefSeq and is a predicted model, not a curated record. Gene Ontology annotation, molecular function: cysteine-type endopeptidase activity. NCBI's taxonomy places the organism in Eukaryota, Fungi, Basidiomycota, Agaricomycetes, Boletales, Suillaceae.